Messenger RNA from Puma concolor (puma), 1986 nucleotides. RefSeq names its product kyphoscoliosis peptidase (gene KY). The record is from RefSeq and is a predicted model, not a curated record. Gene Ontology annotation, biological process: neuromuscular junction development; muscle organ development. Gene Ontology annotation, cellular component: cytoplasm. NCBI's taxonomy places the organism in Eukaryota, Metazoa, Chordata, Mammalia, Carnivora, Felidae.
AUGGAGCUGAAGAAGGACAGCAACGCCGUGUCCAUCGACAUGCUGUUGAUCGUGCACUCGGAGAAACGGCGCGCAGCGCACGGCACGCACUCGGACCGGCAGGCGGACCCGGGCGCGCUGCCGCAGCGCAGAGGAGGACUCCAAGGUGUCGGAAAUGGAAUCCGGAGAUGGCAGAAAUUCGAAGGAAAUGACGUGCAUGGAAACCUGGCGGAGAAACAGCACCCUCAGCAGACCCAGGUCAUCACUUCCUACGACAACCAAGGGACACAGCUGACUGUGGAGGUCCACCCUCGAGAUGCCAUGCCCCAGCUGCUCAAGAAGUUCUCCUUGGCUAAACGUUUACAAGGUGAUAAAAAUGGAAACACAAGACCCCGGCAGCCUGGAGCAAAAGAUGCCCAUGUUUACCCCUGGGAUCGGUCCAGCCUGAAAUCCAUGCCCCUGGACCUGCAGGAGUUUGAGAAACUGGACACGUAUGCCUCACAGGUGACAGUCAAGAGUGGCCUGGACGAGCUGGUGAGCGACCUGCUCCAGGAGGCCCACAGUGACCUGGAGAGGGUCCGCGUGAUCUGGAUCUGGAUCUGCCACCACAUAGAGUAUGACAUUGAGGCUGCCCAGGAGAAGGACCGCCAGGCCUUCAAGCCCACUGACAUCCUGCGGACCCAGAAGACCAACUGUGACGGCUACGCUGGACUCUUUGAGAAGAUGUGCAGGAUCGCUGGAGUGCAGUGCAUGACCGUGCCUGGCUACUCCAAGGGCUUUGGCUACCAGACAGGACAGAGCUUCUCCGGGGAGUUUGACCAUGCCUGGAAUGCUGUGUACCUGGAGGGGAGAUGGCACCUGCUGGACAGCACCUGGGGCAGCGGCCUGGUGGACUCUGCCACCUCCAAAUUCACCUUCCUCUACAAUGAAUUCUACUUCCUCACCCAUCCUGCACUGUUCAUCGAGGACCAUUUCCCAGACAACAAGAACUGGCAACUGCUCAAACCUCCUCAAUCUCUGAAGCAGUUUGAGAACAACAUGUACCAUAAGAGUGAAUUCUACAACAAAGGGAUGCUGAGUGCCCACCCAGAGACUUCGGUGAUCAAAACAGUGAACGGGAAGGCCACUGUCACUGUUGAGAGCUGUGCCCCCACGCUCUUCAUGUUUAUGCUCAAUGGCAAGCAGGAGCAUGGGCUGCUGAGCCUCAGGAAGAACGGGAUGAAGCUGGACAUAUACCCUCCAACCGUGGGCACCCACAAGCUGCAGAUCUUUGCCAAAGGCAAGUCUGACAUCUACAGCUCGGUGCUGGAGUACACGCUCAAGUGCAACUACGUGGACAUCGGCGUCCGGCUGCCAGCUGAGCUGCACCAGCCCGUGGGCCCCAGCUGGUUCUCGGAGCAGAUGGGCAUCAUGAAGCCCUCCCACCCCGACCCCAUCAUCCACACCAGCGACGGGCGCUGCUCCGUCAGCUUCAGCGUGGAGGAGGGCAUCAGCGUCCUGGCUUCCCUGCAUGGGGACGAAGGCCCCAUCACCGAGGAGACACAGCGGCGCUACAUCUUCCAGACGCAGCGGGAGAAGCGGGCAGAGCUCAAAGUCCAGUUGCCCCAGGCCGGCAAGUUUGCCCUCAAGAUCUUUGUCAAGAAGAGGCUGGAGCCAGGCAACUAUGUCUUCGUCUUCAAUUAUCUCCUGUGCUGCACCAACACCAAGGUGAACUGGCCCAUGUUCCCCGAGAGCUUUGGCAACUGGGGGCAGGACAAUGAGCUGCUGGAGCCUCUGUCGGGCGUGCUUCCUGCCAACCGGAACGUCCCGUUCAAACUGAAGCUACAUGGCAUCGCCAAAGCCCUGGUGAAGGGGCAGGACACGUGGCCCCUGACCCUGAAUCAAGAGGGCUACUGGGAGGGCAGCUGCAACACGGCCGGCUGCCAGGAAGUCUAUGUCAUGGUGCUGGAGAACGCCAACCACAAUUUCUACUCCUACAUCCUGAAAUACAAAGUGAACGCCCAGUGA